This is a messenger RNA of Protopolystoma xenopodis, 735 nucleotides long. NCBI's taxonomy places the organism in Eukaryota, Metazoa, Platyhelminthes, Monogenea, Polystomatidea, Polystomatidae. The record is from the annotation of a GenBank genome assembly.
AUGGUAGAUGAUUCGCAUUCUCAGAAAGAAUUAUUUUUACUUCCUUCACUGACCUCGUUAGGUUCGGUGGGUUACCGGCGCGCUCGAUCUGACCAGGCUAGUGCUGAGGUUACUGACAGAGAAAUUAAAGGGGGCACUUGUGUCGAGGGUGUUGCCUCCAUACGAGGCGUGCCACCAAUCCCUGACCUUCCUAUUGUCAAACAGACUAUAGUUGGCAGCUCAGGGACUCCUGCACCUCCACCGAAUGGAAUUUUUGGUCUACGUGGUCAAUCGCAGUCAAGCCCAGAGACUGGCCCUUUGCCUCCCAUGGCCCAUCAGACUGUAGCAACCCCAUUUGCCAUGGCUGCAGAGCUUCAGGAUAACUCUUCGGAUUCCUCCAUCUUGUUAGACAGGCACUCAGGUCUCUCCCUAGACCCGAGGCAAUACCAACUUGAGCUUGACUGGCCUGACUACUACUCCCGUCUAAUCCCAAAAGCUGGCUCAGAUACUAGAUAUUCUGGCGCUCUCUCAGAAAGUAUGGGUGGCCAGAUAAACACUGAUGACGGCGCGUUGGAAAGUUGGUCGGCUGACAGACAACCGGUUGUAUUCCUGGUUCAAGUACGCCUUUUUCAGGAUCCUGGUGGAACUUUGGUCCCAACCGAAGCUAUGGCAGAUUCAAAUCAGCCGAUUGCAAAUGAGCAGCUCUUUGGACAAUGGAAAAAUUUGGUUUGGGUGGGUGAAUUAUAUCUUGUGUAA